Loxodonta africana (African savanna elephant) is the source of this 6177-nucleotide messenger RNA. It is a transcript of the gene PAK6, whose product is annotated as p21 (RAC1) activated kinase 6. The record is from RefSeq and is a predicted model, not a curated record. Lineage: Eukaryota; Metazoa; Chordata; Mammalia; Proboscidea; Elephantidae. Gene Ontology annotation, cellular component: cytoplasm. The coding region runs from base 19 to 2070 and encodes 683 amino acids. The transcript is spliced from 8 exons. Gene Ontology annotation, biological process: intracellular signal transduction; protein phosphorylation; regulation of MAPK cascade. Gene Ontology annotation, molecular function: protein serine/threonine kinase activity; ATP binding.
CCUGUGUGCACAGGCAUCAUGUUCCGAAAGAAAAAGAAGAAACGCCCUGAGAUCUCUGCUCCACAGAACUUUCAGCACCGUGUCCACACCUCCUUCGACCCAAAAGAAGGCAAGUUCGUGGGCCUCCCCCCACAAUGGCAGAACAUUCUGGACACACUGCGGCGACCCAAGCCUGUGGUGGACCCUUCGCGCAUCACACGGGUGCAGCUCCAGCCCAUGAAGACAGUGGUGCGGGGCAGCUCGGUGCCCACAGACGGCUACAUCUCGGGGCUGCUCAACGACAUCCAGAAGUUGUCAGUCAUCAGCUCCAACACCCUGCGCGGCCGCAGCCCCACCAGCCGCCGGCGGGCACAGUCCCUGGGACUGUUGGGGGACGACCACUGGGCCACCGAUCCGGACAUGUACUUGCAGAGCCCCCAGUCUGAGCGCACUGACCCCCACGGCCUCUACCUCAGCUGCAACGGGGGUGCCCCAGCAGGCCACAGGCAGAUGCCACAGCCCGAGCCGCAGAGCCCACGGGUCCUGACCAAUGGGCUGGCCGAGAAGGCACAGUCGCUGGGCCCUGCCGAGUUCCACGGUGCCGUGCAGCGCUGCCUGCAGCUGGGCGCCUGCCUGCAGAGUUCUCCACCAGGUACCUCACCCCCCACGGCCACUGGUAGGCGUGGGACCAAGGCUGCCAGGCACGGCUCCGAGGAGCCUCGGCCACAGUCUUGCCUGGUGGGCUCGGGCACAAGCAGGCCCGGCGGGGAGGGCAGCCCCAGCCCUGAGACCCAGGAGAGCAGCCUUAAGCGCAGGCUGUUUCGAAGCAUGUUCCUGUCCACUCCUGCUACGGCCACAGCCCCGCCAAGCAGCAGCAAGCCAGGCCCUCCGGCACAGAGCAAGCCCAACUCCUCUUUCCGACUGCUGCAGAAAGACUUGCCCCCAAAUCUGGUGGCCAAGGCCCAGUCCUUGCCCUCGGACCAGCCUGCGGGGAACUUUAGCCCUCUGAGCACCUUGGAUACCAGCAGCCCCCAGAAGUCCCUCCGCACGGCCCCAGCCGCCGGCCCCCCUCCAGGCCGAUCUUCCCCGGCAGGCUCCCCCCGCACCCGGCACGCCCAGAUCAGCACCAGCAACCUGUACCUGCCCCAGGACCCCGUGGUGGCCAGGGGUGCGCUGGCCGUAGAGGACACAGGCGUCGUGACGCACGAGCAGUUCAAGGCUGCGCUCAGGAUGGUGGUGGACCAGGGUGACCCCCGGCUACUGCUGGACAGCUACGUGAAGAUUGGCGAGGGCUCCACGGGCAUUGUCUGCCUGGCCCGGGAGAAGCACUCAGGCCGCCAGGUGGCCGUCAAGAUGAUGGACCUCAGGAAGCAGCAGCGCCGGGAGCUGCUCUUUAAUGAGGUGGUGAUCAUGCGGGACUACCAGCACCUCAACGUGGUGGAUAUGUACAAGAGCUACCUGGUGGGCGAGGAGCUGUGGGUGCUUAUGGAGUUCCUGCAGGGCGGUGCCCUCACAGACAUCGUCUCCCAAGUCAGGCUGAAUGAGGAGCAGAUCGCCACCGUGUGUGAGGCCGUGCUGCAGGCCCUGGCUUACCUGCACGCCCAGGGCGUCAUCCACCGGGACAUCAAGAGUGACUCUAUCCUGCUUACCCUCGAUGGCAGGGUGAAGCUCUCAGACUUCGGAUUCUGUGCUCAGAUCAGCAAAGACGUCCCUAAGAGGAAGUCUCUGGUGGGAACCCCUUACUGGAUGGCUCCGGAGGUGAUCUCCAGGUCUCUGUAUGCUACCGAGGUGGAUAUCUGGUCCCUGGGCAUCAUGGUGAUUGAGAUGGUAGAUGGAGAGCCACCCUACUUCAGCGACUCCCCAGUGCAAGCCAUGAAGAGGCUCCGGGAUAGCCCCCCACCCAGGCUGAAAAACUCUCACAAGGUCUCCCCAGUGCUGCGAGACUUCCUGGAGCGGAUGCUGGUUCGGGACCCCCAGGAGAGAGCCACAGCCCAGGAGCUCCUGGACCACCCCUUCCUGCUGCAGACGGGGCUGCCCGAGUGCCUGGUGCCCCUGAUCCAUCUCUACCGAAAGCAGACCUCCACCUGCUGAGUCCACCUCAGAGUGUGCCUGACACCUGUGCCCACAGGCAGGCGACUCCGGGCGGCCAGCCUGCUGGCAGGGCCCACCUGCCUCAUUCUCUCAGUAUUCUCUCCAAAGAUUGAAUGUGAAGCCUCACCCCACCCUCCUGCCCCUCAGCCCACUGGGCCAGGCCGGACCUGCCCCCUCCGUCUCUCCCACCCAGGACAGGCUCCUGUAGCCUUUGGGUUGAUAGAGACCCCUCCUGCAGGGUGACCCUUUGUUAUUUGCACAGGGAUAUUUCUAAGAAACGUGGAGACCAGCACUCCUGGCCACCAAGGCCAAAGCAGCAGGAAGGGCUGCUGCAGUUUUUAAAGGUAGCUGUACCCUAGCAGCCAGGCCACCCAGGAGACCAGACUGCCAGUCUUCACACCGAUACUUGCUGUUCUCAGCUCCAGCUCCAAAUCUUGGGGUCUUUUGAGAGGGCCACAGGGAAAGCUUUUAUUGCCUGAAUCCUUCUUCCCUGACCCACUUCACUGACAUACACCCUUGCUACACAGCCUGCUCAGAACUGUGAACAGUCUGCUCAUAGGCCAUAGGAGGGGGAAAAAACCCAUUGCCGUCGAGUCAAUUCCAACUCACAGUGACCCUAUAGGACAGAGUAGAACUGCCCCAUGAGGUUUCCAAGGAGCGGCUGGUGGAGUCAAACUGCCAACCUUUUCAUUGGCAGCCAGGCUCUUAACCACUGCGCCCCCACGGCUCCCACAGGAGGGGAGGGAGCAUUUUGGGGUGAAAGAGGAAGAAUGGGGUUGGUGAUAAAGGCGGUCUCUUUUCAGGGUGGAGGAAACAUUGUGUGUUUGUUUAUGUGUGUGAUGUGUGUAUAAGGGGAGGAAGGUGACCCCAACAGCCUGAGUCCCUUCAGAUCACCCACAGGCAGCUUCAGUAAGGCUGCCCUGUCCCCCCUCCCACUAAGUUCAGCUCUGAAGGGACCUACUUUCUUGGCCUGGCUUCCCACCUCUGAAGUCCUGUGUUUCGACCUGACCGGUGAAUAAGGCCGAAUUGAGGCUAAUACAUCCCGGGAUCUCGGGGGAUCUGAGUGGCUUCCAGCAUUGUUACUGAGUUUCUCCUGUACCGUGGAUUCUGAGUUAGAGACCAGGAUGGUAAGGGAACUGAAGCUUUGUUGUACUGGUGAACUUCACCUUGAUAACCAGGUCAUCAGGAACCCAUUCUUCUCUUCUGAAUCCUGCACUGGGGAACUUCAUCAUUGAGAAUUUCAUCAUGUCAAGAGGAUGGGCACCCCACCUGUCAAACUGCCUCAAGCUGCCUCCUCAGACAUCUGUCUCCUUGUCCUCCUUCCCUCCCCACCUUCAGGGCUGCUGUGAGACAGGAAAUUCCAGGGAAGAACUUCAGGUGUCCAGACCCUAUCUAGAUAAUAUUUUUAGAUUUCUCUGCUCCCUAGUGGCCUGCUUUGGGGCAAAACAUUGCAAGGACUUUUUUAAGGGUCAGCGUUUUAAAAACAAAAGCAUCUUCCCUAGAAACUUUUGUGAAUUGUUUGCACUUGUGCCUGUUUUAAAUUAAACUGAGUGUUCAAAACCUUGGGGCUUCCUGUUGUCUCUGGAAGGAAGCCAGGCUGCCUUUGAAUUGGGCGCUCUGUAGUCCAGCUGGGUGUCUGGUGUGGCCAUCCCUCCUCCCCGCCCCCUGUGAGGCCCCGCAGGGGUCACACUGGCCUAUGGAAAACACAACUCCCUGCUGUGUGUGUGGGCCCGAAAGAAAUGAGGGCAGAGAAGGAGGGAAACAGGAAGUGAAAGGCCCUUGAGACUAAAGGCGAUGAGAACUAGACAGUGCUCCUUCCCCGGGGGGAGAAGAGAAGACGUGCUCUCCUGGCCAGGGGCUGUGGUUGCCACGCCUCGGGGGGCUCUCGGGAGUCACUGGCCGUUGACCACUUUCUGCAUCAGCUUCUCCCCAUUUGCUUCUCUCUCCCUGGAAAGCCAAAGGCUGCUCUCCUCAAGCCACUCAGAGGAAGUGGUGUGAAACUGCUUCCACCCACAACUAAGGCUGUUUCAGCUCUCAAAACUGGGGGAGACAGUGUAGAAAUGCAAAAAGCCAAGAAACCUGGUUUCCAGUCCUGGAGAGGUGAUUCAAGUUGUCUUUAAACGUCUAGCUCCAGUAUUGAUUCCAUUCCUUUCUGAGAGCUCAUCCUACCUCCCAACCAGGGUUCACUGACGCAUCUUCUCAGGAGCAAGGAGCCAUGUGGAUCUCCUCACCACUCCACCUGGCCAGGUUCCCUGGACCCCCCCACCUGGGCCCCAUCCCACCAGCUCAGUCAGGUGCAGCACCUGUGACAACUUCAGGAGCUAGCCACAGGAGGAUGGGCAGGGCCUGAAGUUAACAUAAAGCAGGCCCCUUCGCAGGCGGGAAGCACAGCUUUUCGUCUCUCCAAACGGAGCCGGGAGACAGGAAUGGCUGGCAAGGCAGAAAGGCACCAGUUUUCUCAGCUGAACAAUACUGGGUUUAUUAACUCUUUUUGUGAGUGCUAAUAGUCCUUCCACCAAACAGUGUCAUCCCAAAGAACUGUGCAUACAUCACUUAGCCUCACACACAGACCAGCUCUGAGCUUGAUCUCGGAGUACCAAGCUCCAGUGGCCUGGGCGACUUCACAACAAUGAAAGCAACAAGAGCUGGGAAAGCAAAAUGUUUAGAAAGGUCUCUUAUAAAGUGAAGAGAGCUGCCUGGGACCCCAGUCUCCAUGGCCAUGGGCGGGCAAUGAGAGGAAGCUCCGGACAGCGAAAUGGGGUGAAGCUCACAAGCUCUGCACAGAGCUGUGGCUGGCAAGAAAUCUAUAACAACAGCAAGUCAGUCACACAAUUCAGUUCAGACAGGAAAGAUCUGCUGUGGUUUUUUAGAAACAUCACUUUCAAUCAUGAAGCGCUUAGCAACUCGGCUAGAGAAGCCCUCAUGGUUGUUUACCCAAUGAAGGGGACCCCAGGUGACAUUCAACCGAAAGGCACAUGCCAGCAGCAAUGGAAAGAUGACAGCACCUUCACCAUAAUGUGCAACCCAGACUUCAAUGUGUUUUUAAGAAGCCAAAAUACUCCUAUUCUCACAGCAUUUAAAACAUCAUGAAAAGUAAACAGUUGAAAAGGGAGUGAGCAAGCAAGGAUCAGAAGUAGUUUGCACUUGGGGUAUCCAAUUGUCCCCCACCCCACCUCAGCCCUGUCCCUCUGUGUUGUUCGCCCACCCACUCAGCUACUGACAGUGGGGCUGAGAAGAUGCAGGUGUUUGGGGAGAAGGGUGAAAGGCUGGGACACCUCAGAAACUGAAGCAAAUACCAUCAGACGAAAACAGUGCACAGUUAGCAAGCCCCAAGGUUUAGAAGUCAUAAAGGAGGAAUUGGCAGCUCCAAUGCCGGAGCCAGGAGCUCUCUGGGCGCCGAGCUUUAACUUCGAAGAUCUUGGGGUUCUCAGUGAUAGGUGUGGCUCCUGCUACACCAAAUGCGGGUUUUUGUUGACUGUCCCUUACUUCACUGCUGUAGAAUGAUUUCAAGUAUCCGGAUUUAAUAUUCUACGAGAGGAAGAGGAUUCCAUGGGUAAAUACACACGGAGGGAAAAGUACACAGCGGUGUUCCCAAAUUAAACCAGAAGUCCGAACUCCGAGCCAAGGCGCAGCGGGGAAGCGCAGCGCUGCCACCAGGGGGCACCAGAGAACACGUCCAGCGUGCAGGCCCGUGCAGCCUCGCCGACCCUCGUGGUCUGGGGGAGGUAGGUGUCUGACACCCGCACAGUGCCACCUCCUGGCCGAGCACCCACCCCCAACCUCAGGCCCAAUUUCUGAGCACGGGUCAUUCUCGCUCCGGGCAAUUCCCUCGGAGUUACUGGUGUGAAACCUUCCGUUCUGCAAAAACGAACAGAUCGACGUCUUGAAAAAAGACCCCACCGCAGGCAGGUAAGGGGCUGCACGCUCAACCUUCGAGGUUCGCGGAAAGAGCCCCCACGCGCCGCCACCCUGGGGGUGGGCGCACAGCCGUGUGCUAGCGCUUCCGCGGGGUCCUAGCGCCCGCGAGCCUCCAGCCCCUCCAACCCCCUCUCCAGGCCGACACAAAGCGAAGGCGGGCGGAGGCGGGAGGGAGGAGACGAGGGACGC